UUGAAUGAGUCGUCAGUGUUUUGGUCUUGUGUUUAUAUCCGAAGUUUUGGUUUGACACUACAAUAGCAUAAUGGACGAUAGUUUUAAAUAAUAUCAGUUGCUCAGUAUUAUUUCAUAAUAAUUGAUGUCGACUAGUAAAGAGGACGGAGAAGAAUAAAAUGGAUACUAACACAAAAACCUCCCAGCUAGACAAGGAACAAACGGUACCCCUCAAAGAUGGAACAGAGGAUGUCCAGACACUCACGUUUGUGGAAAAACUAAAACACGUAAGAAACAAUAUAACAGUGGAGCCAGCGCUGGCCCUGUUCAUAGUGCCCAGUGUGCUGGCAGUACUCGCGGCACAAAAUCUGAAUUUGGAUAAAGCGUGUAGGGUGAAUCUGGGUUUUAAUGAUAGCGCCUGUACAGCGCUAAAUUUGAGGAAGCGCGCCAACUUCAGCCACGAGGAGGAUGAAGUGCAGAAGCUGAUAGCAUCCGUGCAAGCGUGGAAGAGCGUGGUCCAUACUUCUGUGCCCACAAUAUUAAUGCUAUUCGUCGGAGCUUGGAGCGACAAGACGGGACGGAGGAAGAUAUGUUUGCUUAUGCCGAUAUGCGGCGAGCUGCUGACGUGCAUACUCAAUAUGAUAAACACGUACUUCUUCUACGAAGUCUCCGUGGAAUGGACGACCUUCAUGGAGGUCAUAUUCCCGUCACUGACGGGCGGAUGGUACACGAUGAUAUUGGGAGCGUACAGCUACUUGGGGGAUAUCACGUCGAAAGAGGCGAGGACGUUUCGAUUCGGGGUGUUGAGUUUGUGCAUGUCGGUGGGAUUCCCCAUUGGGAUGGGGGCGAGCGGUGUCCUGCUGCGGUACACCGGAUAUUAUGGGGUGUUCGGGUUGUCCGCACUGAUACACCUGUUCAACUUUGUCUACAUUCUAUUCUCUAUAAGAGAUCACAGAAAGGAGACUCUAUAUCUCAAGGACACUUCAAAAGGACGCGUCCUUGGAUUUCUGAAGGACUUCUUCGACUUCCGAAGUCUCAGGGACACAACACACAUCGUAUUGAAGAAGGGACCCAACAACAGGAGGCUCCGAAUGUGUCUCAUACUGAUGGUUGUCUGUCUGACCUUCGGACCUACGUGGGGUGAAAUGAGUGUGAUGUACAUAUUCACAAGGUACCGAUUCAACUGGAACGAGAUCAUGUACAGCAUCUACUCCACGUAUGCUCUCAUCACUCAUGCUGUUGGCACAAUGUUUUCAAUAAGUAUUUUCAGUAAGAGAUUGGAGAUGGAUGAUGCGGUGCUGGGCAUCAUUUCGACUUUUAGCAAAAUGGCUGGAUCAGUCAUUUUGGCUUUCGCCAGAACCAACAACGAAAUUUAUGCUGUGCCUAUAGUGGAGAUAUUGAACGGUACAACAAAUAUUGCCCUGCGUUCUAUCGCUUCGAAAAUUGUGACGCAGCGUGAAUUAGGCAAAGUGUACUCGCUGUUCGGUAUAGCGGAGACGAUGAUGCCGCUGGUGUUCGCGCCGAUGUACUCGCGCGUGUACAUACUGACGCUGCACGUGUUGCCCGGCGCGGUGUUCCUCCUCACCCUGCUGGCUACUACACCACCGUUUGUGAUAUUCAUAUGGUUUUACCGCCAGCAUAAGCAAGACGCUCGAAAAACUAAAUUCAUCAUAGAAGAGGCUGAUAAUGGAACGUAAUUUUCUUAUCUUGUAU
Aricia agestis (brown argus) is the source of this 1692-nucleotide messenger RNA. RefSeq names its product proton-coupled folate transporter-like. The transcript is spliced from 7 exons. NCBI's taxonomy places the organism in Eukaryota, Metazoa, Arthropoda, Insecta, Lepidoptera, Lycaenidae. Bases 159 to 1676 code for a protein of 505 amino acids. Gene Ontology annotation, biological process: transmembrane transport. Gene Ontology annotation, cellular component: membrane. Gene Ontology annotation, molecular function: transmembrane transporter activity. The record is from RefSeq and is a predicted model, not a curated record.